Molecule: messenger RNA, 1236 nt
Organism: Vicugna pacos (alpaca)
Lineage: Eukaryota; Metazoa; Chordata; Mammalia; Artiodactyla; Camelidae
Product: olfactory receptor 2D3-like
Biological process (GO): G protein-coupled receptor signaling pathway
Cellular component (GO): membrane
Molecular function (GO): G protein-coupled receptor activity; olfactory receptor activity
Source: RefSeq, a predicted model, not a curated record
GAAUUUUACAAAUUCACAAGUCAAAUAUUUACAAGAAUUUUAAAAAUCAAAUACACUUAUUCUUCCAAUGAGAUCUACACCCUUAGGAUUUGGUGCUCAACCGCAGUCAGUUUUUUAUUGCUCUAUUGAUGCGGAUGUGUAGACAGGAACACACAUCAAUGGGUACAAAAAACCAAACCUAUCUGACUGAAUUCAUCUUGCUGGGAUUUUCCUCAGGUCAGCAGACCCAAAUCCUGUUGUUUGUAGUAUUUCUCAUCAUCUACCUGCUGACUGUGUUUGGGAAUCUGCUCAUCAUAGUGCUAAUUCACGUUGACUCUCGACUUCAUACGCCAAUGUACUUCUUCCUUAAAAACCUGUCAUUUACUGAUCUCCUUUUCUCUACAACGAUUGUUCCCCAGAUAUUAUUCCAUUUGCUGGUAACAAGAAAGACCAUUUCCUUUGCUAGGUGCUCAAUUCAGAUGAUUUUUUUCCUAAUAGCAGGGUGCACAGAGAGUUCCCUCCUAGCAGUAAUGUCCUAUGACCGCUAUGUAGCGGUCUGCAAGCCCCUGCACUACUCCACCCUCAUGACCCAGAGGGUUUGUGUUCAACUGACCAUAGGAUCUUGGGCCAGUGGAGCAUUUGUGUCUUUAGUAGAUACCACAUUUACUUUCUCUCUCUCAUACCAUGGCCAGAACAUAAUUAAUCAUUAUUUUUGUGAACCUCCUGCCCUCUUGAAGUUGGCUUCAGAAGAAAGCUACAAAGCUGAGAUGGCCAUCUUUGCUAUGGGUGUGGUGAUCCUCCUUGGUCCUCUCUCCCUCAUCCUCUUCUCUUACUGGAAUAUUAUCUCCACUGUGAUUCAGAUACAGGCAGGGGAGAGGAGGCUCAAGGUCUUUUCUACCUGUGGUUCUCAUUUUAUGGUUGUUGUCUUCUUCUAUGGCUCAACCAUAUUUACCUACAUGCGUCCAAAUUCCAAGAAAAUGAACGAGAGGGAUAAGGUGAUCUCUGUGUUCUACUCAGUCAUAACAUCUAUGUUGAACCCAUUCAUUUAUAGCCUAAGGAACAAGGAUGUUAAGGAGGCAUUUAGGAAAGUAUUUGGAAGAUAGAGCCUCUUUGGAGGCAACGAUCUUUAUACUGCCAUACAAUUGUGGGGAUAAACAUAUUCCCAAGUGGUGCAACAUCUGUAACAGCUUUCUCUCUGAAGUGUCUCUAGGCUGAUACAUCAGAAAGGGUCACACAGGUGCCCUUGUACAUCUAGGG